GGAGACAAGCAUGAGGAGAGUAACAAUUAUGGCAAUCUUGGUAAUGCUUUUUACCAACUGGGUUAUUUAAAAAAAUCCAUAGAGUACCACAACCUUGAUCUUAAAUUAGCUAAAGAGGUAGGAGAUAAGCAUAGGGAGGGUGGUGCUUAUGGAAAUCUUGGCAAUGCUUAUUGCAGUCUGGCUGAUUUCAAAAAAGCCACAGAGUACUACAACCUACAUCUUCAAAUAGCUAAAGAAGAAGGAGACGAGCGUGGGGAGGGUCAUGCUUAUUGCAAUCUUGGCAAUGCUUAUGGGAGUCUGGGUGAUUUUAGAAAAGCUCUAGAGUACCACAUCCUACAUCUUAAAACAGUUAAAGAAAUAGGAGACAAGUAUGGGGAGGGUUUAGGUUAUUGUAAUCUUGGCAAUGCUUAUUACCAUUUGGGUGAUUUCAAAAAAGCCAAAGAGUACUACAACCUACAUCUUAAAGUAGUUAAAGAAGUAGGAGACAAGCAUGGGGAGGGUAUAGGUUAUGGUAAUCUUGGCAAUGCUUAUUACCGUUUGGGUGAUUUCAAAAAAGCCAUAGAGUACCACAACCUAAAUCUUAAAAUAGCCAAGGAAGUAGGAGACAAGCGUGGGGAGGGUGUUGCUAAUGGCAAUCUUGGAAAUGGCUAUCUAACUCUGGGAGAUUUGAUAAAGGCCAACAAUUUAUGCAACGUAGCGCUCAAAAUUGCCAAAGAGGUGGAAGACAAAUCCUUAGAGGCUACGGCCUACUAUUCAUUAGGAUGUGUUUUUGAGUUGCAGGGUGGACUGCCAAAAGCCGUUGAACAUUACCAAACUAGUAUAGACUUAAGCAAUUCCUUGAGAAUACUUCUAAAAUCUAAAGAUGAGUGGAAAGUUAAUUUUCGAGAUCAGUAUCAAGACGUGUAUACACGUUUGAGUAGAGUUCUCGUAGAACAAGGUAAUAUCGUUGAAGCCUUAUUUGUUGCUGAGAAAGGACGAGCUCAAGCUCUGACCGACCUCAUGGAAUCCAGUUUUUGUAGUGGAACAAGUCAGCACAAGAGAGGCGAUGAAAUUUUAGCAGUUUUAAAGAACGUUCCAUCAGACACCGUCUUUCAGGCAGUGGACAAAGCUGACAUUAAUCUUUGGGUUGUGUCUGAAGGAAAACAAGUUCAGUUAAGACAAAGUAAACUCAAUGGUUCUGUUUCAGAGAAUGGUGGAGCCAGCCAGUACUCUGAGCCGUUCAUGCUCGGUGUUUAUACACAACUUGGUGUUCGUUCUAAUAAGAGAUGCGAGAACCGAUCUUUAGAUGCUUUGAGGGAGAGCCGUUCAAAAGUGGAUGAGAAAACUGAAGAAGACAACCUUCAACCUCCCAUCCAACAAAACGAAUGCCUGAGCUUGUUGUAUGAUACCGUUAUGAAGCCGGUGGCUGACCUGGUUCAAGGGAAUGAGCUACUCAUUAUUCCCGAUGGACCCCUGUGGCUCGCUCCUUACGCUGCAUUCAAGGAUGGAAAUUCUAAAUACCUGUACGAAUCGUUCAGAAUUCGACUCGCUCCAUCGUUAAGAAGUCUUAGACUAAUUGCCGAUUGCCCAGAUGAUUAUCACAAAAGCAGUCGUGCAUUACUUGUAGGAAACCCGUGGGUGGUCGAGGUUACUGACAGCAAAGGGGAGAUACUCCUCGAGCAGCUUCCGUCUGCUGAAGAAGAAGUAAAGUUGAUCGGAAAAAUUCUGAAUAUCACGCCAAUCACUGGCAGACAGGCCACGAAACGCGAGGUGUUGAAAAGACUCUGUUCCGUUUCCUUAGUUCACUUUGCGGCACACGGAUGUAUGGAAACAGGCGAAAUUGCUCUUACACCUGACCCAGAACGAAGAUCUAAUGUGCCAACGGAGGAAGAUUACAUUUUAACAAUUGAAGAUGUGUUGAAUGUUCAACUUUGCGCCAAACUUGUUGUACUCAGUUGCUGCCACAGUGGUCGGGGCGAGAUCAAGGCUGAAGGUGUGGUUGGCAUUGCGCGCGCUUUUAUGGGGGCUGGUGCCCGGUCUGUUGUGGUGUCCCUGUGGGCGAUUGAUGACGAGGCUACUCUCGAGUUCAUGAAAUACUUUUAUCAACACCUUGCUGAAGGAAAAUCUGCAAGCGAGUCACUGAACCUGGCUAUGAGAAGCCUCAGAGAAUCAGCCAAGUUCCGCGACAUCAAAUACUGGGCGCCCUUUUUACUGAUUGGAGAUGACGUCAGUCUUGACUUCAUGGCAAAAGAAAGAUAGAAUUUGAAUAUAAAAUCACAUAAAUCAAUUUUUUUUUUCAUCUCAAAAAGAAUGACGCAGGAACUUGGAAGUUUUAAAUGUUUCUCUAUUUUGACAAUUUUUGGCUAUUUUUCAUAACUUUUUACUUUUUCUUUAACUGGAACUUGAGAUGUGUAACUUUACUUUUGUGAGGAAAUAAAAACAGAUUGUUUCAUAACAGUUUGAUCAAUGGAAUUGUUUGU
This is a messenger RNA of Pocillopora damicornis (cauliflower coral), 2459 nucleotides long. RefSeq lists its product as uncharacterized. Lineage: Eukaryota; Metazoa; Cnidaria; Anthozoa; Scleractinia; Pocilloporidae. The record is from RefSeq and is a predicted model, not a curated record. Gene Ontology annotation, molecular function: protein binding.